Thermothelomyces thermophilus ATCC 42464 is the source of this 1020-nucleotide messenger RNA. Its product is annotated as glycoside hydrolase family 61 protein. The coding region runs from base 66 to 743 and encodes 225 amino acids. NCBI's taxonomy places the organism in Eukaryota, Fungi, Ascomycota, Sordariomycetes, Sordariales, Chaetomiaceae. The transcript is spliced from 2 exons. The record is from RefSeq and is a predicted model, not a curated record.
CCCAAGCAUACCAAGGUCGUGUUGAUUAGCACCCCCGAUUCUUCCAGUUCUUUCCGCCAUCUGCAAUGCUGACAACAACCUUCGCCCUCCUGACGGCCGCUCUCGGCGUCAGCGCCCAUUAUACCCUCCCCAGGGUCGGGACCGGUUCCGACUGGCAGCACGUGCGGCGGGCUGACAACUGGCAAAACAACGGCUUCGUCGGCGACGUCAACUCGGAGCAGAUCAGGUGCUUCCAGGCGACCCCUGCCGGCGCCCAAGACGUCUACACUGUUCAGGCGGGAUCGACCGUGACCUACCACGCCAACCCCAGUAUCUACCACCCCGGCCCCAUGCAGUUCUACCUGGCCCGCGUUCCGGACGGACAGGACGUCAAGUCGUGGACCGGCGAGGGUGCCGUGUGGUUCAAGGUGUACGAGGAGCAGCCUCAAUUUGGCGCCCAGCUGACCUGGCCUAGCAACGGCAAGAGCUCGUUCGAGGUUCCUAUCCCCAGCUGCAUUCGGGCGGGCAACUACCUCCUCCGCGCUGAGCACAUCGCCCUGCACGUUGCCCAAAGCCAGGGCGGCGCCCAGUUCUACAUCUCGUGCGCCCAGCUCCAGGUCACUGGUGGCGGCAGCACCGAGCCUUCUCAGAAGGUUUCCUUCCCGGGUGCCUACAAGUCCACCGACCCCGGCAUUCUUAUCAACAUCAACUACCCCGUCCCUACCUCGUACCAGAAUCCGGGUCCGGCUGUCUUCCGUUGCUAAGCGGGCACAACAAGGGAAUUGGAACGGGGCAAUGGGGGCGGGCUGGAGCCGCCUGCGUCCUUGUUUUCUUACCCUCGCCGUUCGUACGAAUCAGGGCCAAGCAAAACAUCAAGGAAGGGCGGGGGAGGGAAGAUUCCAACCUACCAACUUGGGAAGCCGGGGGAGAAUUCUUUGACGUGGUUGACCGGCUCAGAUCGAGGAGAGCAACCCAAUCUGUACAUAGACGCCUAUCCUUCACGAUGAACAUAGUGCCAAUGGAGCUCACGACAGUCACACC